Messenger RNA from Oncorhynchus tshawytscha (Chinook salmon), 1625 nucleotides. RefSeq names its product G kinase-anchoring protein 1. The record is from RefSeq and is a predicted model, not a curated record. The coding region runs from base 155 to 1435 and encodes 426 amino acids. Gene Ontology annotation, cellular component: Golgi apparatus. Gene Ontology annotation, biological process: signal transduction. NCBI's taxonomy places the organism in Eukaryota, Metazoa, Chordata, Actinopteri, Salmoniformes, Salmonidae. The transcript is spliced from 13 exons.
CCAUUUGCAUAUGCCUUCCUGGGACCAGAGUUCGCCAUCACGGGCCCGUCUUGUAGAAUACUUUUUAGGCAACUGGGCCACCGUAGUUACUUUGCCGACGGAAAGUGGUGAACGUGUGGUAUCUAGCUAGCUAACUACUUGAACAGGUCAGCAGAUGGCAUCAGCAAUGAUCUCCGUCCACACCACAGCUUCUCGCUUUGCCCUGCUUCAGGUUGACUCUGAUUCGGACUCCGAUUUGGAGUCAGGAAAGACCAGAGGUGGCCGGGACUCUGGAAAGGGUCGGCCUGGGAAGGCAACCGAGGGGAAAUCCACCGCGAGCAACGGCAAGAAGGAGAAGAGGAAGAAGAAGCGAGAGCAGCAACAGAGCGAGGCCAAUGAGUUAAGGAGUCUUGCCUUUAAGAAGCUCCCUCAGAAGUCCUCUGCCCCGCCCCCCUCCCUGUCUCUGCAGGGUGUGGCCAAUGAGCUACUCCAUCCUGCAGCAGGGGACCAAUCCAUGCCCCCGGAAGGCUGGCAGCAAUGGAAACAGAAGGACUACCAGUUAACGAGUGAGCUGUAUGAGGCAGACCUGGAGAAGGCACUGAUUAUGAGUAAAUUGGAGUUUGAGGAGCACAAACAGAACAGCAAGCAGAGGCGUUUCUAUAGAUACUCACACCAUCAGAGAUAUGCACAGAGUGCAUGCAGUGGAGGAAGCAAGGGACAGACAGAUGAGCAGCUAAUGGAUACUAACAGAGGAAGUUAUUUCUGGGUUCGGCCAGGGCCGGUCCUUACAUUUGAUGAUGACGGAACAGAUACUCCCUCUCCCAAGUCCAGAGGAGGAGGAGGAGCAGCGGCAGGAAAGAAAGACAAGAAGAAGAGCCAGCAGGGAAAAGACAAGAAGAUGACAGUGUCUCUGAAGGACUUCCAGGCAGAGGGGGAUCAGCUUAGUAAGAAGCAGGAGAAAGAGGAGACCAAACUGCCCACACCUCCAGAAGACAAGUUCUUCAACAAGCUUGAGGAAGACGUUAGCAAAAUCGUACAGCAGGAAAAAAGACGGGAGCAGUUUUCUAACAGCACUGACGCCGAGGUCACAACUUCAACAGAGCAUGAACCGGACCCCCGAACUGAGCAGCUAAAGGACGACUUGGAGAAGAAAGACCAAGAAAUCGAGAAGUUAAAGAAGGUCAUUUCACAAUGGGAGGUGAAGUACAAAGAAGUGAAAGCCAGAAACUCCCAGCUCCUGAAGAUGUUGCAGCAGGGAGAGAUGAAAGAUAAAGCAGAGAUCCUAUUGCAGGUGGAAGAGCUUCUAAAUAUCAAAGAGGAGCUGUCUUCACAGGUGACAUCACUACAUGCCUCACUUGAACAGGAGAAGUCGAAAGUGAAAGGUUUGCAAACAGAUCAGCCAAAACACCAUCAGGGAAACAGGAAGGGGAAAAAGGGUUCAGAGUCUGAUCUAUGAAGACUGCAGAGGGAAGAACAUUGACUGCAAAAUACAACAAAGCAAAGCACUCCUAUUCUUCAGGGUCUAUUUGUUUGUAUGGUUACUCUCUACUCUCUGUCUUCAUGCACUACGCAUGCCUUGUAUACCACAUACACCAACUCCUGGAUGUGCCGCACUGCAGAAGUUAUUAAAAGGCUUGUAAAAUGAA